Molecule: messenger RNA, 4950 nt
Organism: Nylanderia fulva
Lineage: Eukaryota; Metazoa; Arthropoda; Insecta; Hymenoptera; Formicidae
Product: TBP-associated factor 4
Biological process (GO): DNA-templated transcription; transcription initiation at RNA polymerase II promoter
Cellular component (GO): transcription factor TFIID complex
Molecular function (GO): RNA polymerase II general transcription initiation factor activity; protein heterodimerization activity; DNA binding
Source: RefSeq, a predicted model, not a curated record
UUAUUUCGGAGGAUUUCGGAACGCACAUAACCCACGGAGGACCGAGUUCAGUUUUGUAGCACACGAUUGCUUUCAAGGAUCUUGUAAACGAAAAAAGAGAUCCGCGGUUCCGGCAAAAGCUUACAAAAAAAUGUCUCGUAUAAUAUUACGUAAGUCUGUAUUGUGACGAUACAUAUUUUCUGAAUCGCAUCGAACACGGUAUGAACUGCAUGUUCGAAGAUGGCCAUUUUGGCGGGUGACGUGUGCGUGCUCAGACAGCCAUAACGCGGCGGACGCGGCGCAAAUUUGACGCGAUCGUGUGAAAAGGUGCGUGCGGGAGAGAAAAACGCGAUCGUCGAAAAAUCGACCGAGUUCUCGGUGCGCAGCGCAGAAUGGCGAGAAAUCGGCGUUUAUAUCGCUCGAUGGUAAACAACGGACUCGCCGCGUACAAUUUUCCGCUGCGCUAAUAAUCGGUGUCUCGAAGAGGAAAGGAGGGAGGGUGGGGAGGCAAUGCACCAUGGGAAUAAUUUGCGACAGGCGCACGCGCAGAUCAGUUUACAGUUGGAGCUUGGAAGAAAAUGGCGUCAGCUAAGUUUUUAGAGGAAGCUCUGAGCACGGAUGUCGACGAAUCCGCAGUGAACGCGAUAGUGGGCUCCCUCGAGACGCAGCUCGUGACGUCCACGCCGACUCAGGCCGGGCAUCAAGCGAGUCCCGCAGCGGUCAGCCAGCAGAAUCACCAGGUGAACAGCGCGAUCUCCAACGGGGGCACCAUCGCCGCGGUACAGCCGCAGAAACAUGGGGUUUCGAACGGCGGCGGCGUGACCACCGUGAACAGUGGUCUGAUGACCCAGGAGGUCAGCAAGCCCAUCACCACGAGCACCCUGCUGCCGGUGAAUGUGGUCACCUCGAACGCGGUGGCGCCGCAGGUCAUCACCACGCAACAGCAACAGCAUCAACAAUCGUCAGGGAUACCGCCUGCCGCCUAUAUCAAUCAAGUGUCCACGACCAACCAGGUGUCGAGCAACCAGGCCACGCAUAUACCGAGCCUGACCAAGACUCACGAGUCGGUGAAGAUUAUAUAUCCCGGUGUCGGGCAAGUUAUAACUACGGGAGUGGCGAAUGCGAAUAAUAAGAUCUCCUUCCCUGUACAAACUGUCGGUCAGUUAGCGAACGGUACCCUGGGCAUAGCUUCGCAACCGGUGUUGCAAACCACAUCGAACGUUGUUCCCAAUGUCGGUUCUGUCAGUCAGACAGGUAGCCAAACAGUGACCACAGUGAAUAAGCCGACAGGCGCAGCUUUAGUGAUUAAGACUAGUGUAGCACCCGGUGGCAUGGUUUCCGUUCCAAUGUCUGUACCAGUCUCUGUGGCUGACAAUGCGGUCAGCACGGCGUUGCAGGCCAAGGCUGGAGUUACUUCGACGAUAGUACCCAGCAAUGUUCAAAUUCUCAAUGUAAAUACAAUGCGUCCUGCGACACCGGUAGCAGGGCAGCAAGCUAAUAAGCAAGUCACUCCAAGAGUGGUCAUCGGACAACACCAAUUGGUACAAGCGAGACCAGGAGCUCCAGCGAUAACAUUACAGGCACUUCAUGGUCUUCAACCUGGUACUCAAGGUCAUCUAUUAUUAAAAACAGAAAAUGGACAGUAUCAGUUGUUGAGGGUAGGUCCAGCUCCGACUGCAGGUACUGCCACUGGUACUGCAGUUACACCGAAUAGUAUAACUGGCAAUGCAGUAGUUGCUGCACCAUCUCCAGGCACUACCUAUCGCCUAACUUCAGUGCCAGCUGUAAGUAGGCUGAAUACUCAGUUCACUGGCCCACCACUCGCCACCCUAAGAAAAUCUGUUCAGACUGUUGCACCUAUUACUACAUCUAUUACAACUCCAAGAACGACUACAGCACCUACAACUUCUGUACCAACAACCCCUACUGUUCAAACAGUUCAAACAUCUGUACCACCACGUCAAGCUGUUGAUAAUACCAAAGAAAAGUGCCGUAAAUUCUUAGCAAACUUAUUAGUGUUAUCUAGUCGAGAACCUAAAACGGUAGAACGCAAUGUCCGAACUUUGAUACAAGAUCUGAUUGAUGCUACGGUUGAGCCAGAAGAGUUUUGUGAUAGGCUUGAAAAAUUAUUAUGUGCUUCACCGCAACCAUGUCUUAUUGGAUUCUUAAAGAAAAGUCUACCACUUCUACGACAGGCGCUUGCCACAAAAGAAUUAUCCAUAGAUGGAAUAAAACCUCCUCCAGAGGAGACUCCUCCUCCUCCUCCAGUUGUUUUCUCCAUAGCUCCAGCUGUUGUUCCAACUAUUACACAGCAAACUCAGUAUAGACCUACAGUGACAGUUCCUGUAACAGCAACUGCAACAGCAACGACACAAGUAAGAGUUAUGGCACCACUUCAAACAACAGUAACAGCAGCAGUUCCAGCAGCUGCACCAACAGCAACAGCAGCAGUAGUUACAACAGUUCCGCGGCCUGCUCAACCUGUUCCACAAAGACUUAUUCGACCAGUAACAACAGUGGUUCGUAGUCCUACUACAGCAUAUACUGUAAAAUCGACACUACCAGUAACCACUGGAGUUCGUCCUACUGCUCCUGUUGUGCAGAAGCCACCUAUAGUUACAACAACGGUCGUAAAAACGGUUACAACUACAACACAAGGCAAAACAGUCAAUACAACCACCACUGUUAAUAAAGCCAUAGUGCCUUUUCUUGUUCAAAAACCAGCUGCAAAGGAAAAAGAGAAAAAAACGUUUUCAUCAGCAGGAUAUACAGCGGAUGACGAUAUAAAUGAUGUAGCAGCUAUGGGUGGUGUUAAUCUUGCAGAAGAAUCUCAAAGAAUACUUGGUUCUACAGAAUUUGUUGGUACCCAAAUACGAUCUUGUAAAGAUGAAGUAUUUUUGCAUAUGACACCAUUACAACAGAGAAUUAAACAAAUUGUAUCCAGUCAUAAUCUGGAAGAACCAAAUCAAGAAGUAGCAGCAUUAAUUUCGCAUGCUGUGCAAGAAAGGUUAAAGAAUUUAGUAGAAAAAUUAGCAGUUAUUGCAGAACAUAGGAUAGAUCUUAUAAAGGUUGAUCCUAGAUACGAAGUAACACAAGAUGUAAGAGCGCAAUUAAAAUUUUUGGAAGAUUUAGAUAAAGUCGAGCGUAGGAAACACGAAGAACAAGAACGAGAAUUACUUUUACGUGCUGCGAAAAGUCGUGCAAAAACAGAAGAUCCUGAGCAAGCCAAAUUGAAGGCUAAGGCCAAAGAGAUGCAACGUGCCGAAAUGGAAGAAUUAAGACAAAGAGAAGCAAAUUUAACAGCUUUACAAGCAAUUGGCCCUCGCAAGAAGCCUAAGCUCGAUAUAGCGGGAUCGACCAACAGUUCAGGCGGAACUCCUGGCGCAAACGCAUCGGCCAGCGGAUUAAAUAGACAAAUGCCAAUGAGACCACGUUUAAAAAGAGUGAAUUUCAGGGAUUUGUUAUUCCUUUUAGAACAGGAAAAAGAAACGUGUAGAAGCACAACGUUGUAUAAAUCGUACUUGAAGUGAUGCACUGUCAAGGGCAGGAACUUUAGUGACCCGCCCGAAAUCUGGCGCUCUAUCUGCAUGGUAUUUUACGAUCCGGGCUGGAUGGAUCGCGUGACGUUAUUUUAUGCUGUAAUGUACAGUGUUUCAUCACGAAUUAUAUAUUGCAAUGAGAUUCAUUGGCAGUCGACUUGGAGAAUCCCGCAUAUAUUCAAAAUAAAAUUAUUUCCACUGUGUCGAUACUAAGCUUCCUUAUUGUAAAUGACUGAAACGUUUUUUAACUGUAGUAUACAUUUUUUAAAUGUAACAUAAUAGUUCUUUAUUUUUCAACACGAAAAUCGCAUCAAUGAAAGGAGCAAUGUGUAUGAGCACAUGUCUCGCAAUUAGUCUCUAUAUAGUCUUUUCGUGGCAAGGGAGAACGUUGUGUCUGGCCAUAUACAGUGCUUCCUCGUUACAAGAAAUAUUUUUCGCUCCACGCUAUGCGAUAACGCGAGUUAAUCCUUCCCCUUUUUCUCCCAUAUUUUUCGAGCGAGCGAGCUCAAGCCUUAUCUGAUGCUCUAUUUUACUCGCUCAUAUUCUUGUCUCACGUUCGUCUAGAUCGUUCGACCGUUGACAAGAUUUGUAAGGCAGUUCCUGGAAGGUAAAUAAGUUUGUGCUCACGUUAAAGGAUAGCGAUCGAUCCUGAAUAAUAAUUUUUUAACGAGGCAACAUUGUAGAAACAUUGUUAUAUAAUGAAUACAUGAAUGCUUGAAUGCAUUAAGUGAAUGAGUGUACAUUGUCGCUAUGUAUAGGUUCGCUACAUUGUAAUACUUGACCUAUACUUUUGGACACUGUAGCGCUAGUGUAAAAUAAGAAGGUUUUAUUAUAAUAGUAAAUCGUAUUUUUGCAAACUGUAUAAUGUAAUAAUAAUAAUACCAUGAGCACACUGUCCAAAAAGUAUGGAAUAAUUUGUACAAUAUCUUACAUAUAAUUACUAAAUAGUGAUAAUUUCAAUGUUGGUACAACACAAUAUAGCUACUCUCCACUGGAAAAUGGAAUUGUUAUCAGUAUAUUAUGUUGUAUAUUGCGAUCUACAUUUUCAGUGUUUAUAAAAAAAUUAGCUGUUACGUUUUUUAUUAAAGAAAUAUUUACAAAAAUAAGAAUAACCAAUGUUCUUUUGAGUGAUGUUAAUUUAAUUAUUUAUAUUUCUCCUUUUUGAAAUUGAUGCGUGAUUUUUGCUAAUGAUAAGAUAAACUUCCGUAGAAAGUUAUGUUUUGCAUAAUCAAUUAAAAUAAAUUCAAGGAGUACCUGAUUUACAUGUAAAAAGAAUAACCACAAAUAUGUAUGCGUGGGUGCCUGAGAUCAUAGAGAAUAAUGUUUAAAAUAUCGAAUUUUCAUUAUUUCUUUUAUUGUGUCAAUAAUUUUAUACUAUCUGUAUGCCCACACAGUAUAUUCUUUCAAUACAAUUAAGAAAAUAUUACAUGUA